AUGAAGAAAGAUCCAAGCAUCAUGAAGGAAAACAUGAAAUGGACUCUAGCAAUGGAUGAAGUCUUCAUUCAAGCCCUUUUGGAUCAGCAUUAUAAAGUAUUUUGGGUGGAUGGAACUUUUACACCAACUGCAUACAACAAUAUUAUCAAUGAGUUGAAGAAGAAACUUGGAAUAGAAUUUACCAAAAAUCAUUUGAAGAAUCAAUUGAAGACACUCAAGGAACACUUCAAAGAGUCCUGUGAUUUCUUUAGAAAUGGAAAAUUGAGUGGUUUUUCUUGGAAUCCAUUCACAAAAACUUGGGGCGCUGAACCUGAAGUUUGGGAACAACUUCUACAGGAUAGCUUAGAAGAACUUUUUGCUAAAGAUAGGGCAAUAGGACAGGGUGCUGAAACAGCGAAAGAGAAACGUAUGCGUUGGAUGAAUGAACCAAAUGGAGUGCAGUUUGAAAGUAUUAUUGAGAUUGACGACAUGCUAUCUCAAAAUGAGAUCAGUCUAGAGAAUUUCAAUAAUUCAAGUAAGGAGUUGGAUGCACAACGAUCAAAGGCUUGUAACAACAAACAAUCUCAAGGUACAACAGCAACACAAGGUAAGCAAAGAAAAGUCACAUGUGAUGAAGAAUUUGAAAGUUUGAAGGGUGCGCUUCACAACAUUGCUGAUUCACUAAGAGAAGGUAAUACUAUUCUUGAAAAAUCUAGGCCAGGAGUAUAUUCAGAGAAAGAGAUUUAUGAUGAACUUGUUAAUAUUGGAGUUGAGGCAGACCUGAUUGAUGAUUAUUAUGUGUUCCUUUGUCAAAACACCGAGAAAGUAAGAAGCUUCUUUGGGUGCCCAUCGGAAAGACGUAGGAAUAUUUUGAACAAGCUGAUGAAUGGAUUUUAG
Messenger RNA from Coffea eugenioides, 876 nucleotides. RefSeq lists its product as uncharacterized. Bases 1 to 876 code for a protein of 291 amino acids. The transcript has 2 exons. The record is from RefSeq and is a predicted model, not a curated record. NCBI's taxonomy places the organism in Eukaryota, Viridiplantae, Streptophyta, Magnoliopsida, Gentianales, Rubiaceae.